Raphanus sativus (radish) is the source of this 1545-nucleotide messenger RNA. RefSeq lists its product as uncharacterized. The record is from RefSeq and is a predicted model, not a curated record. Gene Ontology annotation, cellular component: nucleus. Gene Ontology annotation, biological process: DNA replication; DNA repair; DNA recombination. The transcript has 11 exons. Gene Ontology annotation, molecular function: DNA binding. Bases 1 to 1545 code for a protein of 514 amino acids. Lineage: Eukaryota; Viridiplantae; Streptophyta; Magnoliopsida; Brassicales; Brassicaceae.
AUGUCUUCUUUCAGCAGUGUAACUGAUCUCAAACCUUUCAAAUCCAUGUGGAAGAUAAAGGUUAAGAUCGUUCGUCUUUGGAAGCAGUAUUCCCCUGCAGGAGGAUUAACAAUGGAGAUGGUCGUCGUCGACUCUAACGGAACCAAAAUUCAUGCUUCCGUGAAGAAGGAAUUGGUGAAUCGAUUUGAUCCCGUUCUGUCACAGGGUGAUUCGAAGAUUCUCAUCAACUUCUCAGUUGGUCACUCAUAUGGUUCGUACCGAACUACUAACCAUCCAUACAAGAUUUCUUUCCUUGAAACCACACGUGUGAGAAACUGCGAGUUGCCUAUUGUGAUUUCUGGGUUUGAUCCUGUAAACUACCGUGAUAUUAUUGAUGGGUCGCUCAAUUCGGACUACUUGGUUGAUGUCAUUGGGCAAAUUGUUGAAGUAUCUCCAAUUGAAGUUCUCUCAAUCAAUGGUAAAGAGACAAACAAGAUGGCCUUGGAACUAAGGAAUGCCGGUUUUGCAAUUGAUGUGAUGGAAGCUAUCCAAACGCGUAGUGAGCAUGCUAUUAUCUGUGUUAUCAGAUUUGGGAAAAUCAAAGUUUGGAAAGAUGAACGCAGUAUAUCAAAUGCAUACAAUGUCUCCGAAGUGCAACUAAAUCCACCCAUGUCUGAAGUUCAAGAUUUUCUUGCAGUGUUGCCCAAGGACGAAUUGUCUGUAGUAAUUGUCGAGGCAAAGCCAUUGUCUAUUUCUUCUGGUGUUUCUGAAAAGGAUGAUUUUUUUAUACACACCCCAAGAAAAACCAUUGCUCAGCUUUCUGAAUCUAGAGAGGUUGAGAAGUGUAUUGUGAUGUGCACCAUUGCAGGCAUUGAUCCUGAUAUGGGAUGGUAUUAUUUAAGCUGCAAAGUCUGUGCGAAGAAGGUUUUGAAUGUGCCGAAUGACGCUGUCGAUGAUGAGGAUGAUGAAAAUCCCAUGAUGUUUAGCUACUAUUGUUCUAAAUGCCAAGUUUCGAAUCCUAAACUUCUACCAAGGUACAAGCUGCAUUUGAUUGUUGUUGACGGCACCGGCACUUCGAAGUUCCUCCUAUUCGACAAUCUUGCAAUUCAGUUAAUUCAUCAGCCUUGCCUUGAAUUGGUUGGACCGAAUGUUGAUGAGAUCGAGGAACCGGAUCUAAUACCUCUUCCUCUUCUGAAUUUGGUUGGAAAGACAUAUUUGUUCAAGGUGGGUAUUGAAAGAGAAAAUUUUCUCUAUAAGAAUGGCACUUACAAAGUAACUAAGAUUAUCACCAGCGUUGAUAUCAUCAGUGAGUUUGAUAAAAAUUCGGACCCAAAGAUACCAUGUUUAACUUACACAGAAGACAACUCUAUUAUAUCGGAUGCACCCGAGGGUUCUCUCAUGGUAUCUCCUGCGUCUUCUGGUGAAGGAGAAGGAAGUGAUAUCACUCCCGCAAAACGCAGAGGAACACCUAUUGUUAACUUGGAGGAAGCAUUUGAUCAGAGUUCUGUUACAAGGACACCGUGUACAACUCGAAUCAAGAAGGAAAAGCCUGAUAAAAGUGGCUGA